Messenger RNA from Alnus glutinosa, 2038 nucleotides. Its product is annotated as aspartic proteinase 36. The transcript is spliced from 10 exons. Gene Ontology annotation, biological process: proteolysis. The record is from RefSeq and is a predicted model, not a curated record. Gene Ontology annotation, molecular function: aspartic-type endopeptidase activity. The coding region runs from base 166 to 1635 and encodes 489 amino acids. Lineage: Eukaryota; Viridiplantae; Streptophyta; Magnoliopsida; Fagales; Betulaceae.
UAAUCACUAAUCAGCAAGCAACCCCUGGUUUCUCUCCGUGUACACUGCGUAGUCUGCGUGUGGUCUCCCUCCCAAAUUCCCAAUGCACGAAAGCAAGCACAAGCACGAGCACUAGCACUGAUCUCUCGCAUCUCCUCAAACACGCGUACAAACAUACCCACAGAAAUGCGGGGCUUAGUCCUACUGCUUGCGGCCUUCGCCGCAGUGCUCGUCUCAGUGGUCUACUGCGUCCUCCCGCCCACUCUUCUCCCUCUGGAGAGGGCCUUUCCUUUGACUCGCCGGGUCGAGCUCGACCGGCUCAGAGCUCGGGACCGAGCCAGGCACGCCCGAUUCUUGAGAGGCGCGGUGAGCGGCGUUGUCGACUUCUCCGUUCAAGGCUCCUCCGAUCCCUACUUUGUUGGGUACGAUUGGCUUUAUUUUACAAAAGUUAAAUUGGGCUCUCCUCCAAGAGAAUUCAAUGUACAGAUUGAUACUGGAAGUGACAUCUUGUGGGUUACCUGUAAUUCCUGCAGUGAUUGCCCCCAAUCUAGUGGACUUGGAGUUCAGCUCAAUUCUUUCGAUGUUGCCAGUUCAUCAACUGCUGGGCUGGUCCCCUGCUCAGAUCCAAUGUGCACUUCUGCAUUGCAAACUGCGGCAACUCAAUGCUCUCCUCAGAGUAAUCAGUGUAGUUACACAUUUCAAUAUGGAGAUGGAAGUGGGACAUCAGGUUAUUAUGUCUCUGAUGCGCUGUAUUUUGACAUGGUUCUUGGGCAGUCUUUGAUUGCUAACUCUUCAGCGCCCAUUGUUUUUGGGUGUAGCACCCAUCAAUCUGGGGACUUGACUAAGACAGAUAAAGCUAUUGAUGGGAUAUUUGGUUUUGGACAAGGUGGUCUUUCUGUUAUUUCUCAGUUGUCAUCUCGAGCCAUAACUCCCAAAGUGUUCUCCCAUUGCUUGAAAGGAGGUGGCAGUGGUGGUGGUAUAUUGGUUCUUGGUGAGAUUUUGGAGCCAGGCAUUGUUUACAGUCCGAUUGUCCCAUCACAGCCUCAUUAUAAUUUAUAUCUUCAAAGCAUUUCUGUCAAUGGGCAACUGUUGCCAAUUGAUCCUGCAGCAUUUGCAACAUCAAACAACCGCGGAACUAUUGUGGAUUCUGGGACAACUUUGGCAUACCUUGUGGAAGAAGCUUAUGAUCCCUUUGUUAGUUCUAUAACUGUAAUUGUUCAACAAUCUGCGACUUCCAUCAUUUCAAAUGGAAACCAGUGUUAUCUAGUCUCCACCAGUGUAAACGAGAUAUUUCCUCCAGUUAGUUUAAACUUUGCGGGCAGUGCAUCCAUGGUGUUAAACCCAGAAGAGUACCUUGUACAUCUUGGUUUCUCUGGUGGUGCAGCAAUGUGGUGCAUUGGUUUUCAGAGAGUUCAGGAAGGGGUAACAAUUUUAGGAGAUCUUGUUCUAAAAGAUAAGAUCGUUGUGUAUGACCUAGCUCGUCAACGGAUUGGAUGGGCUAACUAUGAUUGUUCCUCGUCUGUAAAUGUGUCUGUAACUUCUGGUAAGGAGUUUCUAAAUGAAGGACAGCUGAGUACGAGCAGCUCGACAAGAGAGAUGCUCUUUGAACUGCUACCUAUGGGCAUUAUGGGUCUUCUAUUGCACCUGUUAGCAUAAAGCAGUUCCAAUUUUUGUAAUUUAAAUCUAAGGUUUCAGUUUUCAUUCUUUGUUCAAAGGGUAUUCGGUUGGCCGAUUCGUAUUUACAGUGAUCGGCAAGGCUUCGUGCUAUUAUAUGGAUUGGGAAGGAUAGGUGCUUCUGUAACUAUGUAAGUCUGUUCUGGUUCUGGUUGCCAGUAAAUUGGGCGUGUUCAACUCUUCUGACUGGAAAUUUGGCUCUCCUAAGGAUCCUCCAUUCUUUGCAAUUGCAAGAAUUGUAAAUCAUCCUUUUACUAGUUUUGUUCAGUGGUUGUACCAUUUAAUGUAUCGUUGGAAAUAUAAGAAAAUUGAGUGUAGCUACAACUUAUGAAUUGAUGAGGAUAGAAAAGCUUCAUGUUCUCAAGUAGCAGGUCAUUUUUGUGUA